GAUGCGUCGUGAGCUUCUUCAUUCUUCAACGUCGAAGAAGGCAAACCAGAAAAUGUGACCUGAACGUCGUCGUGUUCACAUGAGGUUGAGCUCAGGUUUCUACAAUAUUGGCUUUGAACGUAAACAUUCUCGUUUAUUAAGAUCAAGACCCACAUACAGGCCACACUAAAAUUCACUGAGGAUAGUGAAAAGAAGUGGUUAAUUUACAAUGCAGACAUCUCAGAAACAUGAGAUUUUCUAUGGCUCUGUGCAAACUCUGGAAUCAUAUAACUCCUCCAUUAUUCAAACUCUGGAAUCAUCUUGCUCAACAAGUAACAGUAAUCCUGGUCUAAGUUCUCCAUCAGCUAAUGGAAGCGCAGAAUCAGAAUCAGGCAUGUUAAAGCCACAGUAUUCACUUGAAUCUUGCUUGACACUUACACCAGACCUCAAUGACCUCAGCCAAAAGCUAAGAGAGUUGGAGACAGCAAUGCUGGGACCUGAUGCAGAUAUUUCAGCCACAUAUGAUUCUGAUGAUACAGCCAUGUAUGAAGCAGAGAAGUGGAAGAAGACAAUUGAGAUGAUAUCUAGAGGGGACAUGAAAGAGAUGCUUUGUGCUUGUGCAUAUGCCAUGGUGGAGAAUGAUAUGGAGACAAGCGAAUGGCUGAUGUCCGAGCUGCGUGAAAUGGUAUCUGUUUCUGGAAAUCCUCUGCAACGUUUAGGAGCAUACUUGUUAGAGGCUCUUGUGGCUAGAUUGUCUUCUUCAGGAAGCAAAAUCUGCAAAUCCUUGAAAUGCAAUGAACCUACUUCUUCUGAACUCCUUUCUUAUAUGAAUACAUUAUAUGAAAUCUGCCCAUACUUCAAGUUUGGCUAUUUAUCAGCAACUGGGGCAAUUGCUGAUGCCAUGAAGAGGGAGAAUAGGGUUCAUAUAAUUGAUUUUCAGAUAAAUCAAGGUAUCCAAUGGGUGAGUCUUAUCCAAGCUCUCGCCUUCCGACCAGGAGGGCCCCCAGAGAUCAGAAUAACUGGAGUUGAUGACUCCAUUUCAGCUUUUACUAGAGGAGGAGGGCUUGAGAUUGUGGGGAAAAGAUUAUCAGCACUUGCACAGUCAUGUAAUGUUCCAUUUCAGUUCCAUGCUGUGGAAGUUUCUUCAUCUGAUGUUCAUCUACAACACCUUGAGCUUCUACCUGGCGAAGGCAUUGCCGUGAACUUCACCAUGAUGCUGCACCAUCUUCAAGAUCAGACAAUAGAGCGCUUGUUGAGAUUAGUUAGUUGCUUGCGUCCCAAGGUAGUGACCCUUGUUGAGCAAGAAAGUGAAACCAAUCAUGUCCCCUUCUUCCCACGUUUUGUUCAGACAAUGAACUACUACUUGCCUGUUUUCGAGUCAAUUGAUGAUGUUAUGCCAAGGGACAACAGGUACAGGAUCAAUGUGGAACAACAUUGUUUGGCUCGAGAGAUUGUGAACUUGAUAGCAUGUGAAGGGGAAGACAGAGUGGAACGACACGAGACUUUGGAAACUUGGAAAUCGCGCUUCAGAAUGGCAGGGUUUAGUCCAUAUCCAUUGAGCUCAUUCAUUAACUUUACUAUCAAGAAUCUUCUGGAAGGCUAUUCCAGAAACUACACUCUACAAGAGAAAGAUGGCGCUCUAUACCUUGGUUGGAUGAAUCAACCUCUUGUAGCCUCUUGUGCUUGGAGAUGACUAUCACAUGUCAGUUCAGUCGUUUUUAUUAUUUCAGUCUCAUAGUUCAGGCUGUUUGGUUCUUUUUAUUAUGUAGGUCAAGUCUCAUAGCUUAGGUUGUUAAGUUAUACUUCAUCCUUAUCUUUCAGAGUCAUACUAGAUUCAUAGCUUCAAAGAUCUUGUUUCAGCAAUACAGGUAACAUUAACAAGCAGUAUGUUUCCAGAAUUUCAGUAAGCUAUAUUUUCUAGAUUACUCCAGAAAGAUCGUAACA
Molecule: messenger RNA, 1923 nt
Organism: Prosopis cineraria
Lineage: Eukaryota; Viridiplantae; Streptophyta; Magnoliopsida; Fabales; Fabaceae
Product: scarecrow-like transcription factor PAT1
Exons: 2
Coding region: 209-1672 (487 amino acids)
Biological process (GO): regulation of DNA-templated transcription
Cellular component (GO): nucleus
Molecular function (GO): DNA-binding transcription factor activity; sequence-specific DNA binding
Source: RefSeq, a predicted model, not a curated record